Molecule: messenger RNA, 4600 nt
Organism: Ciona intestinalis (vase tunicate)
Lineage: Eukaryota; Metazoa; Chordata; Ascidiacea; Phlebobranchia; Cionidae
Source: RefSeq, a predicted model, not a curated record
AGGAAAAUAUGUGACAGAAGCAAGACAUUUCUCAUGAAAACAAAACCAGAAAGUAAUGUCACAGAAAUAAAGUUAUUAUGCAACAAGUCAGUUAAUGUUGCUGUGUACAUACUAUAGAAAGUCAAAAUGAAUUAUCGAACAAUUUUCAUUUUGUUUCUAGUUUUGGACUAUAGCACAGCAAUAAUAAACACAUUUAACAAAGAAUGGGAUGGGCUUUUAUCUUCACACAAACCAAAGCUCUGCCUUACAAUAAAGUAUGGAAUUUGCAUACCUCAUCUGCCAUAUACCGCUUCUGUGACUGCUACACAAUCAGGCAGUAUUGAAUCAUAUACUUUCAAUGCAUCUGUAGCAGAAAUAUUGGAAUCUAUGUUCAUUGUCUGUAUAGAACGAACUGAUCAAGCAAAGGGAUGGCCGAAAGUUAUGUUUCAGUUAAAUUGGAGCGUUAAGAUAGGUCAAGGUGGUAUUAACUACAAGGGUUCUUACAUAAAUUUGUUUUUCACAUCCGGUAUCACGAAAUACAACAAGGCAGGUUCUGCCCAUUCAUGCUCAGAUGCAGGGGGAAAAUUAGUGGAUAUUGCCGACAAGGAAAUGUACGAUGCUAUUUAUAACUACGUGGCUACUACUUUCAAUUCCGGAACUCAGAGUUUUGUAACCGUUUGGACAGGAAUGAAUUAUGACAGGCUGACAGGAAAAGUAACACAAAGUAAUGGGCAACCUGGCUAUAACGGAAACUGGAAACAUGGGACACCAAACGACCAUUCUGGAAGAAAUUCUAUCAUAAUACAUGUUGAUACAACUGGUGCAUCGUCUGGGGUAGGGUUUGUCAACACUGACGAUGCUUUGAGUGCAGUACCACUAUGUAUGUACGAUUAGCAAGUUACCACACCACGCAUGCAUGAGAUGAUGUAUAUUUUCACAACCAAAUUUUACCAUUUUUUAUCAUGCAUUCAUAAAGAAAUAAGCAACAUAUAAAAAAGGUUUGUAAGUAGAAACCUGUGUUAAACAUAUUUGUAUGCCCUCAAAAACUUAGAAUUGUUGUAUCAUUACUUCCUUUUGUACAAAAUACAUAUAUAAGUUAAGUUUUUGUGUUAUACUGUAGAAAGCCUUCCCUUAUACUCAUAUAAAAAUUAUAGUCACUUAUAGACUAUAAGUCAUAGUCAUAUGCAAGUAUAGUCAUAUGAAAAACUUAUAAUAAAUAUACAAAAAAACAUACUUUUUUCAAAAAAUUCUUUCAUCGCAUACAUAUGAUAAGACAAUCUUAAUAAUAUAUGCAACAUGUGAUACAAACUCUUUUAACUAUCUCUGUAGCCUAUGCCUAUGAUUACAAUUCUAUAACUGUGACCCUGGAAAAUACUUUGAUUGUACAACAACAUAUAGUAGUGUUUCCUACUGGUAUGUUACUGGAAAGUUAUAAAACUCAAAAGUUUGCCCAGGUUAUUAUUGUAAUAGAUAAUGUACGUUGAAAUUGCACAGUUGGUAUUUGGUAAUACAUUUUGAUUUCUUUCAUUCUACAACAGUAGCUGCUGGUUUAGUUUUUUAAGCAUAAAAUAUUAUGCGUGGUAAUUGGUAAGCGUACAGGAUGUAUAUGAAAUGAAACACCUGUGUUAUAAUAACCGUCUGCCUGCCCUUGUCCUGCCACAUGAAAAUAAAUAAGUUACAUUUAUUCAUUCAUUUAAGUAAGAAUUCAUCAGUUAAUUCAAUCUAUUGCAAUUUGGAUUUGAAGGGUAAUGUAGGCUAAGGGUGGUAUGCAGAAAUUUAAGUCUACUUUCUGCAUACCACCCUUAGUUUUGAAAUGUCACUCGGAUGAACUUAAAAUAUAGUUUCUGGAAUGGCAUUCAUUCAGCACAGGUGAAACAAAUAUUUCAAAAAAAUGUAUAUUAAUCACAUAUAUUAUGGUGAGUAAAUCAAAGUUACCACAUUUAAAUAUAUUAUAGUAAUAGUUUAGCAGUAUUUACAGUAAUAAAACUAGAAUAUACAGAUAGUGUUGGGUGCAAAAACGUGCAAUGGUAAAAAAUCAGUAGGCCUAACAUUUUUUCAACCACUUGCAACAGAAGCAGAUACAAGGGCCAAAUUAUACUCUUAUAAACUAUUUGCUUAAUAAAGCUAAUGUUCCUCAUAGCUUUAAUAAACACUAUUAAUGUGUGGCAAUCACAUCUCUGGAAAAUAGUCAUAUGAAGAAUUAAUAAUACUAAUAAAAGAACAUCUUAAGUUCGUGUCAUGACAAUUUUUAUUAAUUUGACUGAUACAUGGGACAUAUGUUUUCACUUUCACGCUGGCCAAUUAUUAGAAUUCUAAAACUGAAAAUUGAUACCAUUUGAUCAUAUUACACCUUGCUACCUUUGAAUUAAAAAGCUCUGACUGUAUUAACGUUAUGAGAAGUGUAUCGUACAUAGUUAUCUUUGUUUGAGAUACUUCAGUAAAAAUAAAAUGGCAGAAAAGGAAGACAUAAAAUCAGUUUCAGACAGUUUUUGUGGCCCUGAAAAAUACUUUGCAAGUAAAACAACGUGUGGUGGAGUUUCAUACUGGUGUGGUGGAAUUCAUAAAACUCAAAAGUUCGCUUGGGUUAUUAUUGUAUUAGGAUUAACUGCUGGAUUGGCCUUUCAAGUUUUUCUGAGGAUUUCUGCAUAUUUAAGCUAUGCGGCAACCAGACAAACAACUGUUAAGUUUACAUCCGAAAUAGAAUUUCCUGCAGUGACCAUCUGUAACUUUAACAGAUAUUUUGGUCUCAUUUCUGCUCGAGAAGUAUCUGCAGUCCAUACACUGAACAGACUGACUUCACCACAAGUUUACAGUGAUCUUGCUAACUCCUCAACCGGAUUUGAUUCCAGUCCACUGAGUUAUUUUAAUGAUAGCUUUAGUGUGACAUCAUAUUUGACACAAAAGGGAUAUCCUCUCGAUUCGUCACCUAUAUUAAUACAUUGCAUGUUCCAAUCGAAACCAUGUACAGCUGCAGAUUUCACUCCUGUUAUUACCAGAAUGGGAAAAUGUUACACUUUCAACAAAAGUAGGAGCAUACAAAAUGUUGCAGGUUCAGGUCAAGGGCUAUUAUUUAUACUUAUUGUUUUGCAUUCAUUAUACACUGAAGAGCCUUUGCAUGGAGAAAUAGAGGCUGGAAUAAGGUUCCAGCUACAUUCAAAAUUCGAACCACCAGAAGUUCAUAAAUAUGGAGUGGGUAUUCCAACUGGUAUGAAAGCAUUUUCUACAAUUCAACGCACGGAAACCUCUUUGGUUGAAUCACCUUGGGGAAAAUGCAAUCCCGGCACACAAAGAAAUUUAAAAUACUUCGACACCUACACAUUAUCAUCAUGUGUACAAGAAUGCUUCACUGAUCACUUAGUAGAAAGAUGUGGUUGCCGAACAUUUGAACAAUAUUGGGCAAGCGAUGUACCUGAAUGUUCCAUUGAACAAAUGCUAAAUUGUUCAACAGCUUAUGUUGCUGAAAUGGAACGAACGUUGACUCCUGAUAGUUGUUCGUGCAAUCUUCCUUGUAAGUUUACAACAUAUGGAGUGACAACAUCUUAUGCUACAGCACCUAAUUUUCCAACUCGCAAUGCAAUACAGACCCUUAUACAUAACAACGAUGUAGCCUUUGUUGGUGACAAUUUUGUUGGACUCGAUAUAUCUUAUGCGGUAAUUGGAUACACCAAAGUAGAACAAUUCAAAGCCAUCGAUGAAAGCGCUUUACUCAGUGACAUCGGUGGUCAACUUGGACUAUGGCUUGGAAUGAGUUUUGUAACGUUGUUAGAAUUAUUUCAAUACGUGAUUAUACGUUGCACUGCUUGGUUCAAAAAAUUUAAACGAAAGAAGAAAACUUCCAAAAUGAAGGAACAAAAACUCCAAGCAGUAAAGGCAUGGCAUAUGGAAAAUCCAAAUAAAGCUCAACAAAUUAAUGGAAUAUCUUGAACUAUGUAGAUGUACAGUUGUACAUAAUAAUUAUCUUUCUCUAUAUAUUGUCUAUAUAGAGCAAAACUAUACUAUGUGUUGUUUAAAUAUACUAUGUUUGCAUAAAUAAAAGCCUAUGCUACAAAUUGCUUAGCUUUAAUCAAUGUGUAUACUGCACACCUGCAUAAACUUGUUUGCUAAGUCUCGUUUUGUUAAUUAAAUCAGCUUGUACUGGUAAAACCGCAUAAAAAGGAAAUAUGACUUUCUUCACUUGCACACAAGACUGCAAUCAGUGUAGCAAGUGAGAAAACAAACAAAAUAGCUAUUUAAACUUAUUUCUGAUAUCAAUACCGUAACAUUCGAACAACAAAGUUAAGACUUUAAAUGAUUCAAUACCAGCUGCACACAGGUUAGUUUUUACUUGAAUAUCAUAUGCAGUAGGAAACAUCCAUACGCAGUUAAAACGAAAUAGGCCAAUAAAUUCUACACAAAAAAAUAGAUUACCUAUGUCGUUAUUGUUGCUAUGGUGUCAUCAAUCCAGUCUCGAUAGAAUGACACCCUUGCAUAAACAGACGGCAUAUUACGGUAAGAACCACAGUUUCCAGCGUUAAAUAUUCCAUGUACUUCGUCAUUAUCCUUAUGCAGGCCAUUGGAACAAUACAACGGACUCCCACUAUCUGAACUGCAACCAUCAACACCUAAUGAACCAGCGCAUAAA